Molecule: messenger RNA, 396 nt
Organism: Drosophila sechellia
Lineage: Eukaryota; Metazoa; Arthropoda; Insecta; Diptera; Drosophilidae
Exons: 3
Coding region: 1-396 (131 amino acids)
Source: RefSeq, a predicted model, not a curated record
AUGUUGAAUCUGGCUUCGUUUGCCAUCUACAAGCUGUUCACGGAUGGGACGCGAGGGCUAUGUCGUACCCGAGAUGCACCCUUCGCCAAUGCUGCCCAGCAGGCCGGAGGGGAUGCCGGAACUCCAGUUCCCGCCGCGCCGAAGGAACCAAAGAAGCCGCCAGUGCGUACGGAGCUACCCUCUGGCUGGGAGACCAUGCACCCGCGACCAUUCUUUGCAUUAUGCGCCCGGACUCAGCUACUCGGACUACGGUCAUCUGGCGACAAUACCACCGGCAUGCAGCAUCUGGGAAUCACGGUGGACAACCAGGAAUUCCACGCCCACGGCAGAUCCAAGAAGAUCGCCCGUCUCAACGUGGCCGUGAAACAACACACCUCGCCAACACGCCUCUCUUAA